CCCGCCAGUCCAGACCCGCGCAAUUCGGACGCCGCGCAUUAUCCCUGCUUGCUGCGAGUUGAGUCGCAGUCGUGGUUGUUCUUUCGUGCAUGCCAUACGCACCGACGAUAAUCGCAUGAGAAAGACGCAGUCAAAACAAACAUAAAGUGAAGUGUUAUCAAUCACACCGAGAACAACUCUAUCUGCAGCAAGAGAAAAGGAUAUUUUACGAGAGCAGCAUCAUGAGUGCAGAGAGCAAUAAGCGUCUUAAUUUGGAAAAAGCCACCAACUUCAUGCGGCAAUAUCGGGAUCCCGAGUCGAGGGAGUUGAAAAAAUUGUCAGCGAAUCAGUUCAUGGAGGUUUGGAGUCAUUAUGACAAAGAUGGAAAUGGCUACAUUGAAGGCACAGAACUUGACGGGUUUCUUCGAGAGUUUGUUUCCAGCGCCAACGCAACAGAUAUUUCCCCAGAGGCUGUUUCGGAUGACAUGCUCGUCGAAUUGAAAGCGUGUUUCAUGGAAGCAUACGAUGAUAAUCAGGAUGGAAAAAUUGAUAUUCGCGAAUUGGCGCAAUUGCUGCCAAUGGAGGAAAAUUUCCUACUGCUCUUCCGCUUCGACAAUCCCCUGGAAUCCAGCGUGGAAUUCAUGAAAAUAUGGCGCGAGUACGACACCGACGGCAGCGGCUAUAUUGAGGCAGACGAGUUAAAGAACUUUUUGAGGGAUCUGCUCAAAGAAGCGAAGAAAAUCAAUGAUGUUUCCGAAGAUAAGUUGAUUGAAUACACUGACACAAUGUUGCAAGUGUUUGACUCAAACAAAGACGGACGUCUUCAACUUUCGGAAAUGGCAAAAUUAUUGCCAGUUAGGGAGAACUUUCUCUGUCGUCAAGUUUUUAAGGAAGGAAUUGAAGGCGCUACUAAGCUGACAAAAGAUGAUAUCGAACGAGUUUUCUCCCUGUAUGACCGAGAUAACAAUGGAUCGAUAGAGAACGAGGAACUGCGCGGUUUCCUAAAAGAUUUGCUCGAGCUCGUUAAAAAGGAUUACGAUGCGCAGGAUUUGCUCGAUUUCGAGGAAACAAUUCUGCGAGGAGUCGACUACGACCAGGACGGAAAGAUUAAUCGUAAGGAACUGACGAUGAUUCUGUUGGCAAUCGCCAAGCACAAUGAGGAAGCCGCUGCUUAAUUGUUUCCGAACAUGACUUUAAUUUAAUUCAUCUGAUAUGCAAACAUUUCAUAUCACAUGUCAUAAUACUCGUAAAUCACAAGAGGCUAGCAAGGCAAGAAUGACACCAAAGAAACUAAAACUUGACGAACUAAUAUGAAAUUUAAACAAAUUGGAUGCAACACCAAAAACUCUAAGGAUAGCGAAAAAUUGAAAUUGUGAGCUAUUAACAAUCCUGCAUAUCAAUCAUUCAAAGUUGAUGCAUUAUUUGUGACGCAUUACAACUCAAUCAAUCAAUAAUCAGUAUUAUUAACGUUGAAUUAUUUAACGGAUAUAUUUUCGAAUGGUUAGACACGUUUAACGAGAUUGAUAUUGAAAGACGCACACAUUAUAACUUAAUGGACUUAAAAAUUAACAAAAAAUCGUAAUUUACACACAAAUAACCUAAAAAAAAACAUGAAUAAUGCUAGAAGUUUCUUCGUAGCUAUACAAAACUUAUGCCAACUUCAAUAUACUUCAACUAUUACCAAAUUAAAAACUUUUAAAAGCUUUUACACACUGUUAUGUUAAUAAUUGUGAGAUGAAAGUUGCAUAGGCAACCCAAAUUACACUUUUAACGAACUCGUAUGUAAAAGCUGUUAUAAACUAUAAACUACUUAUUAGAUAUUUGAUAUAAACAUUUAGUGAUGUAAAAUUCAACAAGGCUUUGACAUGUAUUGUGUACUGAUUGAAAUGAUCAUAUCAAAAACGAAACUGAUUUUACUUAGUUGAAUAUCGCCUUUCAAUCGCAAUUAGUUGUGCUUGAUAAUGAAGAUUUAAAGAUUUAAAGUAUUUGUAUAGUGCGAUUAUGACCGAGUUACUAAUUGGACAUAUCUGUGAAAUUGUGACAUUUUCGCGUAUAUUUUUGCUACAUUCUCAGCGCAUUGUUUAGUUAAGUAAUUUUAAAAGAGAUUAAUAUGUUUAAAGCAGCACGGCCUAAUCGUAAAUGAUGUUCAACGUCGCUUUUAUGCUUUGCGUGUAUACAACCAUAUGACUAAACGAACGAAAUCAUUUAGAUGAUAUGUGAAAGAAAGAAAUUGAAUUUAAUGACAAAAAUGUGAGGAUAACCUUCCUAAUUCGUCCAGUUUUGCAUAUCUUAGACAUUUUUCAUGUUGUUUUCAUUGAAUUUGACAUCAAUCAACUCAGUAACAAUCAUUUUUGGAGUAUUGAAGAGUAAAAACAAAGAAAAACACGAAAUAAACAUUAAAAUGUUUUUGGUUUUGAGUAUGUAAUCAAGAUGGCGCUGCUGGUAUGAAAAAAACAUUUUAAUGUUUAUGAUGGGUGUGUAAGUUAGUAUAUUUAGUUGAUAAAAAGACAAAUGUUCAAUCACUUGACUUGACUUAUUCGUGCUCUAUCUAUCGGACUUUAACUUUAUAUAACAAGUUGCCAAAGACUAUAUUUACGAAAAUGAUACUUAACGACACUUAUUGAUAGCUUAAAUAUGCAAAUAUCUAACUAACUGUUUGCAAAACUCUUUCGAAUCUUCUCUUUCUCCUAACGCAAUGUUUUCUACACUUUGAAGAUAUUGCCACUAAUAAUUUAAAAGACAACCCAGUUUGUUUUAAAUGCAAGAGAUAUAAACAUAAAUAUUUAUUACAAACAGAGUGUUUAAAGAUGUUUAUCGAUGUUAUACGAAACGAAAUAAAGACGAAGUAUAGAAUAAUAUUCAACGUGCAUGCUGUUGGCGUUUACGACAAUUUUAAAACGUUUCAAAUUGGAGAUACAAACUUUAAGAGGUCGAUAUAUGCAGUUAUAUACACGUGUAAAGUGCAAAACAUUGUUGUUAACAAUAAAUAUAACUUAUAAAUGUGUGAAAA
Messenger RNA from Dalotia coriaria, 2989 nucleotides. RefSeq names its product Calbindin 53E (gene Cbp53E). Gene Ontology annotation, cellular component: terminal bouton; nucleus; dendrite. Lineage: Eukaryota; Metazoa; Arthropoda; Insecta; Coleoptera; Staphylinidae. The record is from RefSeq and is a predicted model, not a curated record. The transcript has 13 exons. Gene Ontology annotation, biological process: regulation of presynaptic cytosolic calcium ion concentration; regulation of long-term synaptic potentiation. Gene Ontology annotation, molecular function: calcium ion binding. The coding region runs from base 222 to 1154 and encodes 310 amino acids.